UUCACACUGCAACACAGAAAUUAAAAAUACAUAAAAAGAAAUCUAGAUUAUUGAACCUAUUAGGGCAUUAAAAGCCCUAAAAAUAUCUUUCUGUAGUUUAUUUAAGUAAUUUUUGUAAACGCACAUUAUUAAACAAGCAACAAACAUUAUAAAGAAUGUCUGCUGGAGGAAGCGCUAUGAGGCCUGGAGAGGCAGCAUUACAGAACAUGAAGCUCUUGAAAGCUGAGACUACUGUGUUCAAAGUACCAAAAAUACCCAAACAGAAGUCAGAGAAGAAGAGCAAGGUUUUAGAGGAAGAUGCUUAUGUGGAGGGCAUAGCAAAAAUUAUUCAAAGAGAUUUCUUCCCUGACCUAGAGAAACUGAAUGCACAGAACGAAUACUUGGAGGCUACAGAAAACAAAGAUUAUCAGAGACUUCGAGAAUUAACUCAAAAGUAUAGCGGGAACAGACCACCUACAGAACCAUAUAACACCCCAGCCACUUUUGACACGCCAAACAUUGACCGGCCAUGCACUCCUGCUACCAACAAUGAGGAUGCUCCCAGACAAACAAAAAAUGCCACUAAAGACAAAACCGCAGAUAUUACUGAUAACCACAGUUUAGAUUCCUUUCUGGCCAAACACACGAGCGAGGACAACGAAAGCUACAAUCGAGUUAUAUCGUUGGAGCAAAAGAAGCGUGCAAACAAAAUAGCAUCGCAGCUUCAAGCCGAGAUCACGUCUGCAACACUCGCAGAUGAAGCACUAGCUUUACCCUCCAUAGAACAACAAGCUGAUCAAACGGAAAGGCCACAUGAAUUGGACACUUGGCGUUACAAAGCUCGUAAUUACAUAAUGUACGUGCCUGACGGGGCGGAGUCCCAGCGCCCGCCGCCGAAGCCCGAACUAGUCCACCAGAACACAAGGCUAAAAGCUCAACCCUUCGACUACGCUAAGAGCAAAGAGACAAUAAGCGCCAUCGCGAGGAAUCAGGACGCGACAGUGAACGGCAGGAUAGGCGUGGACGGUAGCAGUUUGAGUUCAGAGAAGGAAGAGCGCUAUCCGAUACUGCAGACACCGUCCCCCCGCCCCGGCGACGGCGCGUCCCCCCUCAUGACGUGGGGACACAUCGAGGGGACGCCCUUCAGACUCGACGGCGGGGACACGCCGCUACCUGCCGUGGGGGCGGGAGUGGCGUACAAGAUGCUGGAAGGCGGCGCCCGGGAACGUAUCGCGCUGCAGCUCGCCGAGCAACUCGCCAAGAGGAGGCGGCCCACAACCCCGAGGAUACCACCGCCCUCGCCGAGUUUCCGAACGAGCACCGAGCGCCUGGCCAGCAUGUCGCCGGCGGCCAGGAAAUUAGCCGCGAAACAUUUACUAACACCGAGACUCAAGCUGACGCCAAACGACAUGGGAAUUUUAUCGCACGCGGCAACACCGAAACGAACACCGACACGGCGACCGUUAGUGGCAACACCGACCACGAAUAAGAACACGGCAACAUCGACCCGUCCUUCCGACUCUGGCAACGUGAACAACAGCAGUACUGUGAUAGAAAAUAAUCUCACCGACAACUUGCUGCAGAUUAAUGUGUGCAAAAGGAAUAGAUUAAAAGCUAAAGACUUCUUCGAAUAAUCAUUCGUUAGAGUUAAUUAAAAUAUAUUUAUACUGA
Molecule: messenger RNA, 1650 nt
Organism: Bombyx mandarina (wild silkworm)
Lineage: Eukaryota; Metazoa; Arthropoda; Insecta; Lepidoptera; Bombycidae
Gene: Es2
Product: ess-2 splicing factor homolog
Cellular component (GO): catalytic step 2 spliceosome
Source: RefSeq, a predicted model, not a curated record